Messenger RNA from Prosopis cineraria, 1047 nucleotides. RefSeq names its product glutathione S-transferase U10-like. Gene Ontology annotation, molecular function: glutathione transferase activity. The coding region runs from base 78 to 764 and encodes 228 amino acids. Gene Ontology annotation, biological process: glutathione metabolic process. The record is from RefSeq and is a predicted model, not a curated record. The transcript has 2 exons. Gene Ontology annotation, cellular component: cytoplasm. Lineage: Eukaryota; Viridiplantae; Streptophyta; Magnoliopsida; Fabales; Fabaceae.
CAAGUUGAGAAGAACUUCUAUAAAACCCUCUCAAAUAGCUACAAUCUGAUGAACCAUACAGAAAACAGAAACACCUAAUGGAACAGAAAGCUAGCCAAGUUGUGCUUUUGGGAAAGUGGACAAGUGGCCAGUGCUCAAGGGUUGCACUAGCUCUUAAACUUAAGGGCAUACCUUACAAAUACGUGGAGCAAGAUUUAACAAACAAAAGUGAGUUGCUGUUGAAGAACAAUCCCGUGCAUCAAAAAGUUCCCGUACUCUUACAUAGUGGCAAGCCAAUAGCCGAGUCUCUUGUCAUCUUAGAAUAUAUCGAUGAGACUUGGAAUCACACUCCCAAACUCUUGCCUCAUGAUCCUUAUCAAAGGGCCAAGGUUCGCUUCUGGGUCAACUACUUUGAUCAAAAAAUUGCUACAGCUAUAUAUCCCGUUUUCAGAUCAAAAGGAGAAGAGAGGGAGAAAGAAAUUGAAAAGAUGAAUGAAAUUAUUGGAGUUUUUAUUGAAGGGUUGAAGAAAGAUUUUGGUAAAGAAGAAUUCACUUAUAGUAAGGGCAAGUGCUUGGGACUAUUGGAUAUUGUGGUGGGAACACAAGCUUGUAACUACAAGGCUGUUCAAGAGGCCCUGAAAGUUGAAGCAAUUCAUCCCCACACGAACUCAGAGUUCUUGUCAUGGGUGGAUUCCUUGAAGGAGCAUCCUUUAAUGAAGGAGACACUGCCUCCUCAUGAUAAGUUGGUGGCCUCGUUCAUAGACAAAUUUGGUCUUCUAAACUAGAGCUCUGUACUGUGUUGUGAACACAAUAUUACCAUCAUCUAAAAAAAAAAUAAGGAAAGAAAUGUAGGGAAAAAAAGAAGACGACAUUUUUCAUUCAUAAAAUAAAGUUUUUCCUUUUUAAUUUUUCCUUCUUAUUUUCUUCUUAAUCCAAACAAAGUCAUACUGUGUUUCAUUUUGUGUUUUCUCAUUAUUGGUGGUUUUUAUAAAAAAAAAAUAGCAAAUGUUGCUUGUAUGGUAAGGGAGGUGCUUCUUUGCAGUAAAAUAAAAUUUGGGUUGCUCAUUA